Molecule: messenger RNA, 1400 nt
Organism: Piliocolobus tephrosceles (Ugandan red Colobus)
Lineage: Eukaryota; Metazoa; Chordata; Mammalia; Primates; Cercopithecidae
Gene: ELOVL3
Product: ELOVL fatty acid elongase 3
Exons: 4
Coding region: 252-1064 (270 amino acids)
Biological process (GO): fatty acid elongation, saturated fatty acid; fatty acid elongation, monounsaturated fatty acid; very long-chain fatty acid biosynthetic process
Cellular component (GO): endoplasmic reticulum; endoplasmic reticulum membrane
Molecular function (GO): fatty acid elongase activity
Source: RefSeq, a predicted model, not a curated record
GCAGGGAGGGGGCCGCGCGCAGUCCAGGCUGGCAGCAUUGCAAGUCCGGGUUAUAUAUCGCAGUGGCUGCGCCCGGGAGAGCUGGCAGCGCCGCCGCGCACGUGCCUAGGUCCGACGCCCUCCUCGCUUUGCCCAGGGGUUCCUUCUGUCCUGGCUCUGUUCCGUCUCGCCCCGAGGUUCACUACAUCCUCAGAGCCCCAGCCUUUCGCCCAGCGCCUCCAAGCUUUGGACCUCGACGUCUGCAAAACUAGAUGGUCACAGCCAUGAAUGUCUCACAUCAAGUAAAUCAGCUGUUCCAGCCCUGUAACUUCGAGCUGUUCAAGGACAUGAGGCCCUUUUUCGAGGAGUAUUGGGCAACAUCAUUCCCCAUAGCCCUGAUCUACCUGCUUCUCAUCGCUGUGGGGCAGAACUACAUGAAGGAACGCAAGGGCUUCAACCUGCAGGGGCCCCUCAUCCUGUGGUCCUUCUGCCUUGCAAUCUUCAGUAUCCUGGGGGCAGUGAGGAUGUGGGGCAUUAUGGGGACUGUGAUACUUACCGGGGGCCUAAAGCAAACCGUGUGCUUUGUCAACUUCACUGGUAAUUCUACAGUCAAAUUCUGGUCCUGGGUCUUUCUUCUCAGCAAGGUCGUAGAACUCGGAGACACAGCCUUCAUCAUCCUGCGUAAGCGGCCACUCAUCUUUAUUCACUGGUACCACCACAGCACAGUGCUGGUGUACACAAGCUUUGGAUACAAGAACAAAGUGCCUGCAGGAGGCUGGUUUGUCACCAUGAACUUCGGUGUGCAUGCCUUCAUGUACACCUACUACACUCUGAAGGCUGCCAACGUGAAGCCCCCCAAGAUGCUGCCCAUGCUCAUCACCAGCCUGCAGAUCCUGCAGAUGUUUGUAGGAGCCAUCAUCAGCAUCCUCGCGUACAUCUGGAGGCAGGAACAGGGAUGCCACACCACGAUGGAACACUUAUUCUGGUCCUUCAUCUUGUAUAUGACCUAUUUCAUCCUCUUUGCCCACUUCUUCCGCCAGACCUACAUCAAGCCCAAGGUCAAAGCCAAGACCAAGAGCCAGUGAAGGGUUGGAGAGAACAGUGAAGCUCCAGGCUCUCUCUUCUCCAGGGCACCAAGAGGCUGGGCUUAGUUUUGGGAGAAUGAUUAGGUUGCCUUACCUGCAUGGUUUCCCCAGAGGAUGUGUGCCCCAAGGUGGCUGGAAUUUUUGAGACAAGAAGGGUGACCCUGGGAUGGGGGUGUGGUCUGUUACUUUGAUGUUUCUAUUUUUAAUGUGAAGGCCAAGAAGGCCCUGGGAUGGGGGUGGGACGGAGGAGGGUCCCAAGAGCUGAGUGGUUUAAUUUCUAUCCAGAAAUCUUUCUUCUUCUUGCUCUAUUUUUUUAAAUUAAAGAUUUCAACAAAA